Molecule: messenger RNA, 240 nt
Organism: Plenodomus lingam JN3
Lineage: Eukaryota; Fungi; Ascomycota; Dothideomycetes; Pleosporales; Leptosphaeriaceae
Source: RefSeq, a predicted model, not a curated record
AUGUCACUGCUACUCUACACAGCGUCGCCAAAAUGCUGUCCAGGAGAGAUGGCUGAGGCUGAGCUUGUGGCUGGAGAUGGCUGGCCUGGGAAGCAUGGGGUGGUUUACGAUGUGUUUCUCUGGGAGGGGAAGGAGUUCAUCAUCGACGACAACAUUGCCACCGCGACUGGAAGAAUCGAGUGUGUAGACUUCUCUGGACAGACGUGGAUUCAAAUUGCUUCGUCCAUCAAGGUGGUGUGA